AUCACGUUCGACAACAGCGACAAGGCCGAGAGCCCUCUCGGCUACGAGCAGUACGACGAGAUCACCAUCACUCGACAGGUGGUGGUCGGUGGCAGGAACAAGUACGCCAUCAACGGCGUGAACGUGCAGAACAACCGGGUGCAGGACCUGUUCCGCUCGGUCAAGCUGAACGUCAACAAUCCUCACUUCCUCAUCAUGCAGGGCCGCAUUACCAAGGUCCUCAACAUGAAGCCGCCAGAGAUUUUGUCAAUGAUAGAAGAAGCAGCGGGAACAAGGCUGUAUGAAUCCAAGAAGCAGGUGGCCCAGAAGACUAUAGAGAAGAAUGCCAAGCUCAAAGAAAUCAAUGACAUCUUGGACGAAGAAAUCAACCCAACAAUGAAUAAGUUGAAAGAAGAGCGUUCCACGUAUUUGGAAUAUCAAAAGGUGGAGCGAGAAUACGAACAUCUGAGCAAAUUUUGCAUUGCAUUCAAGUUUGUCACCACGCAGGAGUCGUGCAAGAAGGCCGUAUCGGACGAGCAGGAUGUGCAAGCACUCCAUCGAUCAGGGUGCGGGGGCCAGAUCGAGCAGGGCCAGCAUGACAUCGGGCGAUACGAGGAGGACAUCGGGGCGGUGUCUGAGCCGGGUGUGAGCCGGGUGACGGGCCGACAGGACCGCGCGGCUGCUGGAGUGCAGAGGCAGCAGGAGAUGAGCCGACUGCGCGAUGUGUUCGACGCGCUGCAUGCCAAGUCGGCCAUCGCGGACUCGGAGACGGAGCGCAAGCAGGCGGACAUGAAGCUGAAGCACACCAAGCAGGAGCUGGCCAAGCGGCGCUCCGAGAUGAAGAAGACGGAGAGCGAGUACCGACGCGACUCGAGCCAGCUGCAGACGAUGGAGGGCCGACGCGGCCCGCCUCGAGGUCAGCCAGGCGGCUCUGCAGCACACCCGGCUGCACACCAGAGCACGGGAGACAUGAGUAGGCUGGCGACAGUGGCCACCAGAUUGGUGCUGAAGUCAAUGGGCCAGCUGCGGUACGACGAGACCAGGGUGGACGUGCUGGAGACGGAGCGUCGCGAGCUGAAGCAGGAGCUCAGCCGGCUGAAGGAGAAGCUGGACGUGCUGGAGUCACGGUACCCCCAGCUGGUGCUCGACUACCGGGACCCGGAGAAGGGCUUCGACCGCAGCACCGUUCGCGGCGUGGUGGGAAAGCUUUUCAACAUGAAGGACGUCGCCACGGCCACCGCCCUGGAGGUGACCGCCGGCGGCCGGUUGUACAACGUGGUGGUGGACACGGAGGUGGUGGGCAAAAAGCUGCUGGAAAGGGGACAGCUGCAGAAGCGCGUCACGUUUAUCCCGCUCAACAAGAUCUCCAGCUCCAGCAUCGACAUGCAGACUAUCCGACACGCUGAGAAAGUGGUGGGCAAGGAGAACGUGCGGACGGCGCUCUCCUGCAUCCAGCACGAGCCGCGCCUGCAGAAGGCCAUGGAGUGGGUGUUCGGCAACACGCUCAUCUGCAGCGACUUGGACGUGGCCAAGAGGGUGGCGUUCGACCCGCGCGUGCAGCGCCGCGCUGUGACGCUGGACGGUGACGUGGUGGACCCGGCCGGCACCCUGACGGGCGGCUCGCGCCAGGCGCGCUCCUCGGUGCUAGCCGAGCUGCACGCGCUGUCCGGCUGCCAGCAGCGGCUGCGCCAGCUGGAGCAGCGGCUGGCCGAGGUCGAGGCGGAGCUGUCGUCGCUGACGGAGAACGGCGACAGGUACGCGCAGCUGAAGCAGCAGCUGGAGCUGCAGGAGGUGCAGCGGCUGGAACAGCUGAUCGUGGAGCUGGAGGAAACGCAGUCGCGCUGUGCGGCGACCGAGGAGGGGCAGCGAGCGCGCGUCGCCCACCUGGAGGAACAGAUCCGAGAUCAGCAGGCUGUGCGAGAGCGCGAGCUGAACAGCGCCGAGGCCGAGGUCAAGGCUUGCAAGACACGGGCCGAGGAGACGCGCAAGGCCUGGCAGGAUCGGCAGCAGGAGGAGGAGCAGAUGCGCCUGGAGAUCGCCGACCUGGGCACCUCGGUGCAGUCGACUGAGGAGCAGAUCGCGGCGGCGGAGAUGGCGCUGUCGCAGUACGCCGAGCGACUGACCGAGGCUCAGACACAGCAGCAGGCUGCACAGGCGGCGCUUGCCCAGGCUCAGGCGGCCGUCAAGGCGCAAAAGGACGUGAUGAACGCCCAAAACAAGGAAAUCCAGCAGCUGGCCACGAAGAAGGAGAAAGUCAUCAGCGAUAACCGCGACCGCGAGCUUGAGAUUAAGCAGCUGGACCACAAGCUCAGCAAGGCCAGGAGUGACGCCAAGGACAUGCAAGAGCGGGUGAAGCGCAUGCUCUCGGACCACGAGUGGAUCGCCACCGACCAGCAGUUCUUCGGCCAACCCAACACCGCCUACGACUUCAAGGCCACCGACCCUGUGGAGGCCAGCAAGCGCAUCGUCAAGCUGGAAGAGGCUAGAUCCAAGCUGGGCAAGAACGUGAACAUGCGCGCCAUGAAGAUGCUUGGGAAAGCUGAGGAACAGUUCACCGACCUGAUGCGCAAGAAGCGGAUCGUGGAAAACGACAAGACCAAGAUCGAAACGGUGAUCCGCGAGCUGGACGAGAAGAAGAACGAGGCGCUGAAGCAGGCGUGGGAGCAGGUGAACCGCGACUUCGGCUCCAUCUUCGGCACCCUGCUGCCCGGCACCAGCGCUCGGCUGCAGCCGCCAGACGGCGCCUCAGUGCUCGACGGACUCGAGCAAAACGACUUCAGUCGGUGA
Messenger RNA from Pollicipes pollicipes, 2766 nucleotides. Its product is annotated as structural maintenance of chromosomes protein 2-like. Gene Ontology annotation, cellular component: chromosome. Gene Ontology annotation, molecular function: protein binding; ATP binding. The annotation marks the transcript as partial. The record is from RefSeq and is a predicted model, not a curated record. Gene Ontology annotation, biological process: chromosome organization. The transcript is spliced from 20 exons. Lineage: Eukaryota; Metazoa; Arthropoda; Thecostraca; Pollicipedomorpha; Pollicipedidae.